GACCGCAUCUUUGUGAUGGAAGCCAUCACCUUCAGUGUCAAGGUGGUGUCGGGGGAGUUCAGCGAGGACAGCGAAGUGUACAACUUCACGCUGCACGCAGGCGACGAGCUCACUCUCAUGGGCCAGGCGGAGAUCCUGUGCGCCAAGACCACCAAGGAGCGCUCGCGCUUUACCACCCUGCUGCGCAAGCUGGGCCGGGCCGGGGCACUGGCCGGGGUGGGAGGCCCAGGGGGCGCCGGGGGCGCGAGCGGGGGCGCCAGGCCCAUCAAAGGCAAGAUGCCCUGCCUCAUCUGCAUGAACCACCGCACCAACGAGAGCCUGAGCCUGCCCUUCCAGUGCCAGGGCCGCUUCAGCACGCGCAGCCCGCUGGAGCUGCAGAUGCAGGAGGGCGAGCACACGGUGCGCGCCAUCAUCGAGCGCGUGCGGCUCCCGGUGAACGUGCUGGUGCCCAGCCGGCCGCCGCGCAACCCCUACGACUUGCACCCAGUGCGGGAGGGCCACUGCUACAAGCUGGUGAGCAUCAUCUCCAAGACCGUGGUGCUGGGGCUGGCGCUGCGCCGCGAGGGCCCCGCGCCGCUGCACUUCCUGCUGCUCACCGACACGCCGCGCUUCGCGCUGCCGCAGGGCUUGCUGGCCGGGGACCCAGGUGGAGUCAUGGCCCUCUGUUUGCAGGUGAAGGAGGAGUGCCGCCUUCUCAACGCCCCACCCGUGCCUCCCCGGGGUGGCAGUGGCAGUGGCCGGCUCUCUGGCAGCCCCCCAGUGCCUCCACGCUUCCCCAAGCUGCAGCCGGUCCCCUCGCCCAGCUCCAGCCUCUCCUACUACUCCUCUGGCCUCCAGGACGGGACGGGUUCCCGCAGCGGCAGUGGCUCCCCGUCACCGGAUGCCUACUCCCUCUAUUGCUACCCAUGCACCUGGGGAGACUGCAAAGUGGGCGAGUCCUCUGGCCGCCCACCGCCGGGACCCCUGCCCUCCACCACGCAGCCCAGCCAGGCCUCGCGGGCCCUCGCAGAGCCCCUGAGCAGUCGAACUGCCUCCCUCUUGGGGGCUGACACCCCUGUCAAGACCUACCACAGCUGCCCGCCACUUCUCAAGCCCUCUCACCCCCAGAAACGCUUUGCUCCGUUUGGAGCUCUCAACCCUUUUUCCGGGCCUGCGUACCCUGCCGGCCCUUCAGUGGCCUCUUCUUCUGGGCCGACAACCACCUCGGGUGCCCUGGCUACCUCCAGCCCUGCGUUUCCCCCAGGCCCAGGCUCGUCAGGCCAGGCCUUUUCAGCUGCUCCCACCUCCUGCCCCACCGCCUCCUCCUCUCCCUCUGAGUGGCAGGAAUCAGCCCUGGAGCCCUUUGAUCCCUUUGAGCUGGGGCAGGGUGGUUCUCCAGAGCCAGAGCUGCUGUGCUGUAAGGAGUCCAGAGCUGUGGGAGUACCUGGGCCUGGACCCUGCCUUUCACCACUUGGACCCCCCAAGGCCUUUGAGUCUGAAGGUUUAGUGCUGCGGCAGGUCCCCACCCCACUGUCACCAGCGGCCCUGAAGGGGCCCAAGGCAGGUGGAGCACGCCUCCUUCUCACCCAAGGGCGCCUAGAAGGGCCUCCUGCUAGUCCCCGGGAUGGCACCACAGGCUGGGGAGGCCGGGACGUCUCCUGGCAGCCCCCCGCUGACCUGUCCGCACUCUCCCUGGAGGAGGUCUCUCGCAGUCUGCGUUUCAUAGGGCUCUCAGAGGACGUGGUGAGCUUCUUUGCCCGAGAACGUAUCGAUGGCAGCAUCUUUGUGCAGCUCAGUGAGGACAUCCUGGCAGACGACUUCCACCUCACCAAGCUUCAAGUCAAGAAGAUCAUGCAGUUCAUCAAAGGCUGGCGGCCCAAGAUCUGACCUUGCCGGCUUGUAGCUGCACCAGGGGAACGCUGGCCCAGAGGCCCUGAGGCCAGCCAUGGUCUGCAGGGGGACAGCACUCCCAGAGGCAGGCCCUGCCUGUGAGGAUGCUAGGUAGCCACUCUGUGAACCAGGGGAGACAUACUUGGAAAUGGGGUCCUCUGGGACCAGACGCCUGCAAUGGGACUGCUUGCCUUUGAGUGGGCAGAGUACGUGAGGAGAGGAGCAGAGGCCCCAGUGUGCACCUGGAUCUGGUGAGACAUUUGCUGUGAUUCCAUGGUGGGGUCAAAAGCUAGUCUUCAUGGUGACCAACACUCACACCCUGCUAGAGCUUCACAGAAAACUCAUACUUCUCCAGUUUUAGGUUCAGAUUAGAGACCAGGGAAGAAGAUGGUCCAUAAUUUAAGCAAAAAUUCCCCAAGUGCCCUCUCUCCUCUGUGCUCUGGGGGCUUUUAGCCUAAGCUGCCCCAGGGUUGGGGUGCCAGUUUCAGGACCUCCGUGAUGCCCUUCCCUUCCCCCUGUUACAUCACGAGCAGGUCCCUGGCCCUGAGCACAAGUGUAUCAAGUAUAAGCUGUGCUGCUGCACCUCAGAGGCUCCACCUGUGGGUCCUGGUUCGCGGGCGAUGACUUUAGAAGGGCACAGCCCUGCUGUUCAUGUAUCUAGUUAGGGAGGCAGAUGCUUCCCUGAUGCCCUGGGUUCUCCCCUGCGCUCGAUGCAACUGGCCCUCCAUCCUGCUGGUUGGGCCCUGUCUGUGAAGACUCUGACUCCAUGGAAGAGCCCAAGAUGUGACGUUGCCAGGUUGAGUGGGUCGGCUGCUCCAAGAUUCUAGAGGCAAGUGGCUGCAGUCACUCCCACUUGCACCGACUCCUGCCCCCAUCACUUGACUCUGGCAGACACCUGGUGUCCUUCCCUGGUUUCUUGUCCCUGGUGCACGGGAGGGAGAAAGCACACUGGCUUGGGAAAACCUGCCCUUUCCCUCCUGGAGCUCAGUCUUCCUGCACUUGCUCACAUGCUUCAGGCCAGGUGUUUGUGUCCUUGAU
Molecule: messenger RNA, 2907 nt
Organism: Miniopterus natalensis
Lineage: Eukaryota; Metazoa; Chordata; Mammalia; Chiroptera; Miniopteridae
Source: RefSeq, a predicted model, not a curated record